This is a messenger RNA of Balaenoptera acutorostrata (minke whale), 1367 nucleotides long. It is a transcript of the gene GPR3, whose product is annotated as G protein-coupled receptor 3. The record is from RefSeq and is a predicted model, not a curated record. Gene Ontology annotation, cellular component: membrane. Gene Ontology annotation, molecular function: G protein-coupled receptor activity. The transcript is spliced from 2 exons. Bases 157 to 1149 code for a protein of 330 amino acids. Gene Ontology annotation, biological process: G protein-coupled receptor signaling pathway. Lineage: Eukaryota; Metazoa; Chordata; Mammalia; Artiodactyla; Balaenopteridae.
UCGGGGUCUGCAUACACCCUGCGCAGCCUGGACCCGAGCGGAGCCUCUCCGGGGCCCGGCCGCGCCCGGUCCCGGGAGGUGAGUAGAGGGCCACGCCGCGGGCACCAGGCGUCCGGGAGGGCACUCAGGAUUCUGGGGCGCUGGGCAAGCGGUACCAUGAUGUGGGGUGCAGGCAGCCCCCUGGCCUGGCUCUCUGCUGGCCCAGGAAACAUGAACAUGAGCAGCGUGGGCUCAGCAGAGGGGCCCACAGGCCCAGCCACACCACUGCCCUCACCUAGGGCCUGGGACGUAGUGCUGUGCAUCUCAGGUACCCUUGUGUCCUGUGAGAAUGCACUGGUGGUGGCCAUCAUCGUGGGCACUCCCGCCUUCCGUGCCCCCAUGUUCCUGCUGGUGGGCAGCCUGGCUGUGGCAGACCUGCUGGCAGGCCUGGGUCUGGUCAUGCACUUUGCUGCUGUCUUCUGCAUUGGCUCGGCGGAGAUGAGCCUGGUGCUGGUGGGCAUGCUGGCCAUGGCCUUUACUGCCAGCAUUGGCAGCCUACUGGCCAUCACCGUUGAUCGCUACCUUUCUCUGUACAAUGCCCUCACCUACUACUCAGAGACGACAGUGACGCGGACCUAUGUGAUGCUGGCCCUAGUGUGGGGAUGCUCAUUGGGCCUGGGGCUGCUGCCUGUGCUGGCCUGGAACUGCCUGGAUGCCCGGGCCACGUGUGGCGUGGUAUAUCCGCUCUCCAAGAACCAUCUGGUGGUCCUGGCCGUUGCUUUCUUCAUGGUGUUUGGCAUCAUGCUGCAGCUCUAUGCCCAGAUCUGUCGCAUCGUCUGCCGCCAUGCCCAGCAGAUUGCCCUCCAGCGGCACCUGCUGCCUGCCUCCCACUACGUGGCCACCCGAAAGGGCAUUGCCACCUUGGCCGUGGUGCUUGGCGCCUUUGCCGCCUGCUGGCUGCCCUUCACCGUCUACUGCCUGUUGGGCGAUGCCCACUCCCCACCCCUCUACACCUAUCUCACCCUGCUCCCUGCCACCUACAACUCCAUGAUCAACCCCAUCAUCUAUGCCUUCCGCAACCAGGACGUGCAGAAGGUGCUGUGGGCUGUCUGCUGCUGCUGUUCCUCUUCCAAGAUCCCCUUCCGAUCUCGUUCCCCCAGUGAUGUCUAGUAGCAUCCUGGUGACCUUUCAGCCCUGAUCACUACAGAAUUCCAGAAUGUUAGGUCCUCCACGGCUUUGUUCCAACCCUCCAGCUCCGCACCCCAAGACCCAGCUGGUUCUGGAGUUCUAGGACUUUGGGUGUUUCACAGGAUUCUGUUCAGAUCCCUGCAGGGCCCAGCUGGCUCCAUGGUUCUAGAAUGUUCAGAUGGUCAGGGUUCCACUCAGAA